GUGUUGUGAUAGUAGAAGUUAUUAAGGCGAGCUUAAGAUAACGUCGAUUUUAAGCCGUUUUUAAAAACCUCAAAAUAUUUGAUAUAAUAUUUAUUAGCUUAUUAUUCUUUUAUGGGUGGUGAAAGUAAAUACAAACAAAAAAGUGCAAUAAUAAAAGAGUGUUGUUAAACCACGUCAUUCGUAACACCUUUACAUGUGUGUGCGUGAACCGCUGGCCACCAAUCGUACUUCAACAAAUUGUUCAAAUAUCAAAUGAUGGUUGAACAGCAAAUCCACAUCCACAACAACUUACUUUGCUAAGAGCUAACACAGGAUAACAACGUUCAAUAAUCAGCACAAGCAGAGAACAGUGAAUAAAUGACAAAACGCCACGGUUUGAAAACAUCAUCAAAGAUUUGAAUAAAUUAAAAUUCUUACGUAAAAUUUUCGUGGAGAUUUUGUAAAUAUACUCUUCACAUUUAACUCUUUAUUGCUGAUAGUUUAACGAGAUGGCAACACUGUCUCUGGCUGGUGAAAACAACAGAAAAAAUUAGGAAAAAAAUUGUGACUACGAUUGUAACGGAAUUUCCCCAAAUAAGGAAGAAUACAAGGCGAUAUAUAGACAAAAAAAAAAUUAAAAACCUCACAGUUAUUAGAGAAUAUAAGAAGUUAUUAUAUAUCCCUAAGAAGAAGAUAAUAUACUAGACAAUCGAAGUAAGAAAUGCAGAAAUACGACAAGAUAUAUUGAUAUAAUUUUUCAACACAUACACACACAAAAACAAAAAAAAGAGAGAAAGAAUAGAGCAACGCAAAAACAAAUAAAUUAACAAGAUAACAAGUGAGUUACAAAAACAAUUGUGGAAUAUUGUGAGUACUUGGAUGUGUGUGUGUGUGCUUGCGUGUGACUCGUGAAAAGAGAAAAGAGGAGAGCACAAUAAAACAUAACAAAAAUAUCAUAAAAAUUAAUAAAUUCAACAACACACACGACUUUACUUUCAUUUCGACGGCCAGCCAACCCCACAAUUCCAUACAUUCUAGGAAAGUCAGUCUAUCAUUUCGCAUCUAAAUUCCAGAUUAAUUGCAACGCCAUAAUCAUGGACGAAACCAAUACGGCCAAUUCGACAUCUGCCGCGGCAGCUGUGGCCAGUAGUAAGCAAUUGGAUGCUGUCACCACCACCCCGCCCACAACAAAGUCAUCAUCCUAUGUGAAACUCCUGAUCAAAGCCUCCAAUCAGCAAUACGAUGACCAAAUCAUUGAAAGCGAUUUGUCAUGGACCGUCAGCAGACUCAAAUCCCAUUUGGCCAUAGUGUAUCCCAGUAAACCGCCAGCAGCUGAUCAGAAGUUGAUAUACUCGGGCCAACUAUUAAACGAUAAUCUUCAAUUGAAGGAUGUUAUACGCAGCUACAAGGACGUCUAUACUCACAAUCAUAUAAUUCACUUGGUUUAUACGCCUAAAAACCUACCACCAUUUGCGCCGGUUGCGUCGAACAAUUUGAAAAAAUCGAAAGCCACAUCACCUUCAACAGUGACCUCAAAUAUGUCGUCGUCGUCGUCGUCUUCGUCAGAUGAUGGUCUACGCCAAAGGAACACCAUGGGAAAUUUGCAGCGCCAAAAUGCUCAAACUACAGAUGAAAUGACGUACUAUUCACAGUAUUUACCCCAAAGUGUGCUUACAAAUGGAGUAGGGGCCGGUCCCCCAAUGACAUUAUCCGGCUAUGGGCAAUACAAUAUGCAAGCUAUGGCAAUGCAACAAGCCGCUAUGCAUAGCUGGAUGCAACAGAUUUAUUCACAAUACAUGGCACAGUGUCUACGAGUACCCAACAAUCCAAAUGGAACUACAGACGAUCCUAACCGAACUGGUGGUGCAGGGGCAGCAUUACCACCUUUUUCCACAUUUCCACACAAUCCCUUUCUUCAAUUUCCUCAAGCUGUGAUAUCGCCUUCGGUAGUGGCUCAUACAACUUCAGCAGCUGCAAGUGCUACAGCGACGGAACAACAACAACAGCCACAAAAUGCAGAGCAACAGGCGCAGGCGCAAGUUGCACCGCAACCUCGUUUUCCCAAUAUGCCGCAGGAUGAAGCCGAUAAUCGAGACUGGCUUGAUAAUAUAUUCUCAAUAACUCGUCUGGCUUUGUUCUUGACAAUACUAUACUUUAACUCUUCGCCCUUACGGUGUCUGGCUGUGGUGAUUAUAGCAGGUGGCAUAUACCUGUAUCACAUUGGUGUGUUUCGCUUACGCCACGAACGAAACAACAACAAUUUGAACCGUAAUAACAAUGCAGUUCAAAACGCAGCCGUAGAUCAAAUUCGACAGGGUGUAGAUCAACAGCAACCACAACAGCAACAGCAGCAAGAAAAUGUAAAUGCUGCACAAGAAAACACUGCAAAUGAUGACAUUGCAGCCGCUGAACAACCAUCGUCCAAUUCCGACAUUGUACCCAGUGAUAAUGCAGCCAACAAUGAGUCUAUGAUGUCCACGCUGCGUACGUUUGUGGUGACAUUUUUCACUUCAUUGCUGCCCGAAACACCGGCUCUGUAAAGUUCCAGAGGCCUAAAGCGACUCACAAAAAAAAUCCUUAGCAAUGAAAGUGCGUGAUGGAUAUUAUGCUUUAAUUUCUUAAUAAUAUGUUAGCCCUUGUGUAGCAACUAAACUACACUUCCCAUUUAUUCCUGAGCUUUAUUCAUUUAAUUUGAUAUGUGGGAGCUUAUACUCUUGUUCCCAACCAUAUUCAAUAAUGCACAUACAUAUGUUAUUAUUUAGAUUUAUUUUAGCUAAUAUUAUCUAUCUUGCAUACAAGACUUGCAUAUCUUUAUCUGCCAUUGCAUUCACUCAAUGUGGAUAUAUGUGAGAUUGUCCACCAUAACCAGAAAAUUGUUUGUUUUACUUGAAUUUAGUUUAUAAUACAUGCGCCCCCCCAAAUUAAUCAUCAUCAACUUUUAUUUGUUGUGAAUAGAAAAUUAUGAAUGUGAGAAUGAAUGAAAAUUAUCCUAUAUUAACGAAAUAUUAACGUGUUAUUUAUUAUUGCAAAAUGUGUCUUUAGUUUUAGUUUAGUUAUCUAUUGGAAAAUCAAAAUCUUUAUGUAUAAAUAUAAUAAAACUGAAUAUGAAAACUUA
Stomoxys calcitrans (stable fly) is the source of this 3094-nucleotide messenger RNA. RefSeq names its product homocysteine-responsive endoplasmic reticulum-resident ubiquitin-like domain member 2 protein (gene Herp). NCBI's taxonomy places the organism in Eukaryota, Metazoa, Arthropoda, Insecta, Diptera, Muscidae. Gene Ontology annotation, biological process: endoplasmic reticulum unfolded protein response. The transcript is spliced from 4 exons. Gene Ontology annotation, molecular function: protein binding. Bases 1074 to 2519 code for a protein of 481 amino acids. The record is from RefSeq and is a predicted model, not a curated record.